Molecule: messenger RNA, 4860 nt
Organism: Aspergillus terreus NIH2624
Lineage: Eukaryota; Fungi; Ascomycota; Eurotiomycetes; Eurotiales; Aspergillaceae
Exons: 6
Coding region: 1-4860 (1619 amino acids)
Biological process (GO): transmembrane transport
Molecular function (GO): microtubule binding; transmembrane transporter activity
Source: RefSeq, a predicted model, not a curated record
AUGUCGCGCGACGUCACGGGAAACAGCUUCGCGUCGUUCGGCUCCGACUUUGACCCCGAACACGAAGCCCUCGCGUCGACAAGAGAAGUCGAGGACAGCCCCAAACUUCCAGCCAUGAAGAGCAACGCUAGAAAACAGAACCAUAACUCCGAUCAAGAUGAGCCCGACUACGCCAUCAAUUCCUCCAUGCUCGAACGCUACUUUCCCGAAUUCUCCCAGAUCGGCACCUCCGAGGAAGAGGGUGACCAUGGCGAUGACGAGUUUUCCAUUGAAUUAGGACGGGGUCCCACGAAGCCGACGCGUCGUCUGGAUGACUCGCGCAAUUCCUACAUCAGCAUUGAAAACAGCGUUCGCUCCUCCUCUCCUGCCGUGCGUCUCGACUACCCGACCUCGAACACCCCCCCGAAAUCCGCAAUGCGCAACACGUCACGACGCGCCGUGAGCGAGAAUCUCCGCAAAGACGCCCAGUUGAGACAAGCCAGCCUUGCUCACAAAGAGAACAUUGAUCCCCAGUCCAAAUCCAACCGCAGGGACCAGCGGAGGACACUCUCCGAGAUGCAUGCCAAGGUCCGCGACUCAUACGAUGGCUCUUUUCUCGGCGAUGAGCGUCCUGCUGCGGUUGCCAGCAAUACGCGUGCUACGCGCUUUGGUAACGCGAACUUGCAUCAUCAGGUAGUCGAUGCAGUGGAGAGGGCGUCACAGGAGGCGUAUGCCCGAGAAAUGCGGAGAGGAAAGAACUCCCGUAAUGUCAGCGCUGCGGGCGACACUGGUACGCAGCAGUCAUUCCUCCUUCCGGAUCUGCCCAACCUGUCGGAGUUGGUGUCAGGUGUCUAUGAGGACGGUACACCUGUCUUCUCGCGCCAAAACAGGGCGCGCACCACGCGAUUUGUAUCUCCCCCGCAUGAUAUCCCCGAGGUGUCUUUGACCCGUGAACACAUGCCCCUGGAUGCGGUGCCAAUCCCGGAGGAUGAGAAGGCUCUCUUCGUGUCCUUGCGGCUGCUUCAGGACAAGGUCUCCGAGCUGGAGAGGGCAAAGGCCGAUGCAGAAAGGAGGAUUGAGGAAGUGAAGCAUGAGAAUGCUGCUCUCAAGACCGGAAAGACCCGUAAGGAUAAGCAGAGUCGCACCAAGUAUGAUACGGAACGAGAAGGCUAUCGGAGAGACAGCGUUUUGGAAAACCAAAAACUGGAAGAAGAGAACCUCGCUCUGCAGAACAAGCUCGACAUCAUGGAGCGCAAGGCCCAGAUUCACGAGGCAGCAUUGAAGAAGCUGAACCGCGAGCGUGACAUGGCCGUUUCUCAGCUGGGCGUUGCCUAUCUUGAAUCGCAAGACCUCAAGGCUGAGAACGAGGAUCUUCGAGCAGAGAUCGCGGAGCUGAAGGCUCAGUUGACGAAACUCGCUUCGUUUGCGUCCAAGACUCGUGAAGAGACCUUGGAAUCGGAACAAACAUCUGCAACCGAGGAGGGCACCGAUGAUAGCCAGACCAACACUCGGCAGAGCGCGACUGUGAGCCGUGGAACUAAAGAACUCAGUAAGAAGAGUUCGCGUUCGCGUUCCAAGUCGGGCCGCCGGGAGGAGUCUCGCGCCAUGGUGUCUAAUCAAGUCGAUCGCGAGAUCUCUAGACUGGAGAAGGAGCGAGCAGAUGAGGAGUUGUUUUCAAUUGAUUUGCCGCGCUCGAAGGGCCCUGCGGUGUCACGGUCGGAGAAGUAUGAGUCUCGGCCGCACUCCAAAAAGUCAAACACUGGCAAGCAACGUGUCAAGAGGGUCGUUGUGGAGGAAAUCGAUGUUACUGAGCCCGUGGAAUCUACUGCUGAAGCUACUGGAAACACGAGGAAGUCUUCUGGAACGGAUAAAGACGUGACCUUCCUGAGCUUUGUCGAUGAACGUGAGAUUGCCCAGCUUCGGAAGACAUUGGAGGAGGAGCGGUUGGCUCGGAAGCGACGUGUUUCCAACACUGCUAAAGAAUACACCGCCAACGAGACCGAGAACUCCACUCGCAGAAGCACGACUAAGACCACUCUUCCUCGGAAAUCCUCUUUGAAGGAGACCAAGGAGAUCCCCAGUCGACCUGCCUCUGCGAUAGGUGACGUGACGGCUACCUCCAAAGUCAGUGCCGCGGAGAAUGAGGACAGCUUGUCCGUCCCGAUUGUCCGUCAAAGGCGCCAUUCGGAUCAUGCUGCGACGCCUCGGCGGCGGCGCCAUGCCGUGGAGGACAUGACGUCCGCAUUUAUUCUACCUGACAUCACCCUUCACCAUGCAGACGCCAUCGCCGAGAACCCUAGCCGGCUGCCAGAAUCGGCGCAGCGCGCCCUCGACAGUGCUACUCAGCAUAAUGGUAAAAACUGUACGGUGUGCAAGCGUUCGGUCCCUGGUGCUACUUGUGACCACACCGGGCAAAGCGUCAAGAUCCCGAAGCCCGUUCCGGUCUCGGAACGUAUGCCGGAGCCUUCCCCCUACAAUGAAGAUCCUACGCUGCGUCCUGCACAGCCUCCAGCAGUAGCACUUGCCACUGUGCUCAAGGCUUUGGAGGAUGAACUGUCACACUUAAAGAUGCAGCUUGUGACCUACCAAGGGGCAUACAAUAAGUUGGAUGCAUCGUUGAGCAAGAGACAGAGGAAGUCUCUUGGCACUAAGAUCGAAAAGAUCCUGAAAGACAUCGACAUGAAAGCGGACCAAAUCUAUGCAUUGUAUGAUGUACUCGAAGGCCAGAAGCAGACCGGCCAUGAGAUGUCAGAGCAGGAAAUGGAGAUGACAUUGCAGUCGAUUGGGAUCGAUGCUGGAGCCAACCGAACCACCGACGUGACCACCACGACGGACAAGUCCGCGCAGAAGAACGUGGGAGCAGAAUAUGAUGAAGACGACGAGGAGCUUCCGUGGGAGGGCAUCGAAAGCACAAUGGACAUGACCGGCCGGUCUGGCGGCAACCAAGUUCGGACUUAUUUCCCCACGCUCUCUGCUUCUCCUCUUUUCGAAGCGAACUUCGCCACCGUCAUUCUCGAUCUUACUUUCUCCCCACAAUCUAAUAUACUACCGCAUCGUAUGCAACAUGUCGACCCGGUCUCGGCUGAGGUAAAUCGUCCCGCGGACGGAACGUCCCGAGAUCGCAACCAGCACGAUAGCAAUGAUAGCGACAGCGUCCAUACCGUCAUCUACGAAGGAGAAUCUGAUCACAGGCGAUCCUUAGCGCCCGCGCCAGCCAUCACUGCCAAUCAGCGACCGCUGUCUAUCAAUACUCCGAGCGACAGCGACGACGAUGAGAUCAGCGACGACGAAGGCGCGCCCGAGUCCGCCAGCGAAAAGCCCGUAACAUGGGCGUCUUUACCAAAGAAAGGUCAACUGGCCAUCCUGACGUUUGCGCGCUUGUCCGAGCCGCUCACCCAGACCUCUCUGCAGGCGUACAUGUUCUACCAGCUCCGGUCGUUCAACCCUUCUCUGCCUGACUCGACGAUCUCCGCGCAAGCGGGUAUCCUCCAGGGAUGUUUUACGGCCGCACAGUUCCUCACGGCGGUCUGGUGGGGUCGACUCGCGGAUGCGGAGUGGAUGGGUCGGAAACGGGUGUUGAUGAUCGGUCUGUUGGGCACGUGUCUCUCGUGUUUGGGCUUUGGGUUCUCCCGGUCGUUUGCUGCUGCGGUCGUGUUUAGGACCUUUGGAGGGGUGGUGAAUAGUAAUGUUGGCGUGAUGAGGACGAUGAUCGCAGAGAUCAUUCAGGAGAAAAAGUAUCAAUCGCGGGCGUUCUUGCUCUUGCCCAUGUGCUUCAACAUCGGUGUGAUCAUCGGACCAGUGCUGGGUGGAAUGCUGGCUGAUCCGGUCAAGAACUACCCGCACCUUUUUGGCCCUGGGUCCGUGUUUGGAGGCGCGGAUGGUGUGGGCUGGAUGCAGCAUUGGCCGUUCGCACUGCCGAAUCUCCUCAGUGCUAUGUUCAUCUUCAUGUCGCUGGUGGCGGUCUUUCUCGGGCUGGAGGAGACGCAUGAGGUCGCGCGAUAUCGACAUGACUGGGGUCGCAAGCUGGGCCGCGCACUGGCCAAAAAUCUCUCGCGACGACGCGUACCCCGGUACUACCGGCCGCUGAUCAGCGAUGCGGACGACGAGUCUGUGUAUAUCGACAGCAGCGUCGCGAGUCGGUCUCUGCCGCCUUCCCCGGCCCGCGCGCGCGCUCGGCCCCGUCACAGGCGUCCUUCCUUCCGGCAAGUAUGGACGCCCAACGUUCUUCUGACUCUAUUAGCGCACUUCCUCCUGGCGUUCCACAUGAGCGCCUUCAACGCCAUGACUUUCGUCUUCCUCUCCGCUCCGCGAGCCCCGGAAGGCAGUCACCACGGCAUCCAUUUCGGCGGCGGCCUCGGCCUGCCUUCGUCUCGUGUGGGACUAGCCACCGCGAUCAUCGGGGUCAUCGGUCUUCCGUUGCAGAUCUUGGUGUAUCCACAGGUGCAGUCUCGGCUGGGAACGCUCACGUCGUUCCGGGCUUUCUUGCCCUUCUCGCCUCUGGCGUAUGCGCUGAUGCCGUUCCUGGUGGUGAUUCCGCGGUACCCGUGGCUUGUGUGGCCUGCGUUCACCGUCGUCGUCGGCCUCCAGGUCAUCUCGCGGACGUUCUCCCUGCCUGCGGCGAUCAUCCUGGUCAAUAAUAGCGUUACUAAUGCGUCAGUGCUGGGAACCGUUCACGGGGUGGCGCAGAGUAUAUCGAGUGCGGCGCGCACGCUUGGCCCGUUCGUCGGCGGCUGGGGAUUGGGAUUGGGGUUCAAGGAGAACCUCGUCGGCGGUAUAUGGUGGUUCCUGGCGGUAGAGGCGUUGGUGGGCUGGCUUCUUCUGUGGAAGAUCUACGAGGGUAGGGGGAUUGAGAAGCCUUCAGAGCCGGAGGAAGAAGAUUGA